CGCUAGGGCCAAGGUGAUCUUGGCGGAAGGAGAGAUGAAGGCUCCCGUUCCCUGAAUGAAGCCGCCGAUAUAAUGAGCCAGUCGCCGGCGGCCAUGCAGAUCCGGUACCUGCAGACGCUGCACGCUAUUUCCGCUGAAAAUAACUCCACAAUCAUUUUUCCUCUGCCUAUCGACAUGUUGUCGGUGGCGACGAAAAUAGGGGCUGGCGGAGGCUAUAGCAGACCGGCUAUUCAGGCGCCUCCCGUUAGAAAAGUAGAGCCCGUGCAGCCAGCGAUAGCGGAAGUGAAACAGGAGGAAUCGAAGGCACCGAUGAAAACGGAUGUGGUUUUCGAGAAUCAGUCAGAUGCGACAGUCGAAAGGGAUUGGUCGGAAAUUCCCGAUCCUGCCGUUUACGAUGAGCCGGAACAGGAAACAUUACUCGUGUCUGAGUUGACCCGAAGCGAUCUGAUUGCGGAAUCACCGGUUCCGAGUCUACCGGGUACUCCCGACGAAACGACGGCGCUCUAGGCACGGCCCUUGUUACGUUAGAUUGGAACCGGUUGAAGUUACGUCGCACUCACGUGUUACCCAGAUUUAGACGGUGCUAAAUAGUUACCUUCACGAC
This is a messenger RNA of Dreissena polymorpha, 604 nucleotides long. RefSeq names its product band 7 protein CG42540-like. NCBI's taxonomy places the organism in Eukaryota, Metazoa, Mollusca, Bivalvia, Myida, Dreissenidae. The record is from RefSeq and is a predicted model, not a curated record. Gene Ontology annotation, cellular component: plasma membrane. The transcript has a single exon. Bases 73 to 507 code for a protein of 144 amino acids.